This is a messenger RNA of Triticum urartu, 1332 nucleotides long. Lineage: Eukaryota; Viridiplantae; Streptophyta; Magnoliopsida; Poales; Poaceae. The record is from RefSeq and is a predicted model, not a curated record.
AUGGCGCGUGCCGAGGAAUCGAAGUCUCGCAUGCACGGCAACCCAGGACCAAACAACCUUCUACUAUCCUACAAUUAUAUCCUCCAGGACACUGAGUUCUUUUGCAGAAGUGCUCAUUCUGUAGCUAUGUAUGUUGUCACCUCCAUGAUCUGCUAUGCUGAUGACCGCUACGCCUGCUUUGCUCGAGACAAGGACAAGUGGGUCAUAUAUGGCUUCGAGACUGUCGACAGAAGUUGCCAUCUUGCGGACAGCCUGCUUCACCUAAUCAUUGUCCUCUUUAGCUCAUUCCAUGACUUCCUUGCUGUUAAUAGCACCUGCCGCUCUUGGCGUGCUACAAUUUCUUCCUUCCCACCCAUAUAUCACUUCUCCUUCCCACCUCUCUUUGUCAACACAGGCCUUCAUUAUACUCGUCGGCAUAUGGGCGACUCCAAUUCCUGCUACAACCCUUUAUCUAACUACAAAUGGCAGCUUCGUGAUCCUGCGAAGACAAAUUUAUCCCUUCGUUGUUCAGCACCCCGACAUACUCCAUAUUAUGUGCGCUAUUUGGGCUGCUCAGAUGGGUAUUUGAUCUUGUACUGUGAGGAACAAUGCUUCCUUGUCGAUGUGUACACUAGUACUAUGGUGAAGCCCCGUAAAUUUCGACGCAGUGACAACUCUAAAAUCUACUAUGGCGUCAUUACGGCUCCUCUCAGUUCGCCCAACUCGUGCCUCCUCCUUUUCUCGAGAAAGUAUAUGUUCCGGUGGCAAGUUGGAACAAAGACCUGGACGGUGCACCCUCUCGUUGCUGGACGCAUUCAUCAAAUUGUGUCCUUGAAAGGUCAGAUGUUGGCCAUGGACUCUCUUAUAAAGCUCAAUACCAUUUCCUUGGCACCUCAGCUUAGCAUGCCGGAACUACCAGUUGUGUGGGGAGAGGACAUGUUCGCUGGCUUGCUUAAAAAACCAUGGUUGGUGGUCUGUGGUGACAUGCUUCUCAAGGUUGACCUCUCAAUACAUGAUCUCAAAUUCUGCUUUCAAGCCUACCGCCUGGACUUAUCAGUCAGACCCGCUAAGUGGGCGAAGAUGAAGAAGUUGGGAAAUUGGGCUCUCUUUCUUAGCCUUGAUAGGAGGACCUCUACAUUUUCUUGCUUGAACCCUGAAAGAUGGGGCGGGAAGAGUAAUUUCAUUUACGUUCCGAGCAGAUCCAAAGAUUCCAACGAACCUUGGAUUGAGGUAGAGCUUGGUCAGUUAAUGUCCAGGAGAUCCCAUCCCAUUUCAUACAUUCUCGGACGCAAAAGCAAGCAGCUGGAGAGCUUCUGGGUGCUACCCAGUUUGGUGUAUGGUGUCAGCGAGUGA